AUGGCCACCCCUUCGCUGGGCGCAGGCCAAGUCGCCUCGGCCGUCAAUGGCCAGGUCGCCCUCUUCCCUCCCGCGACUAGCCCUCCUCUGGGUCAAGAGGACAGCACCGAGAUGGUUCUCGAACUCGCCGACGGCUCCGCUUACCGAGGUAUCAGCUUCGGUGCCGAAGGCAAGUCCGUCUCGGGUGAAUGUGUCUUCCAGACUGGUAUGGUCGGCUACGUCGAGUCCAUCACCGACCCUUCCUACGAGGGUCAGAUCCUCGUCCUCACUUUCCCUCUUGCCGGCAACUACGGUGUUCCUAGCCGAGAGGAGGCUGCGCAGAGCAUCCAGAAGCUCCUCGCCUCUCCUUUCGAAUCGAGCCGCAUUCACGUGGCCGGUCUCGUCGUGUCGUACUACAGCCACGAGUUCAGCCACUACCUCGCCCAGACCGGUCUCUCGGACUGGCUCAAGGAGAGCGGCGUCCCCGCUAUCUACGGCAUCGACACCCGAGCCCUGACCAAGAAGAUUCGCAACCAGGGUAGCAUGCUCGGCAAGAUGCUCAUGCCUCAGUCUGGCGCCUCCAUCGCUGAUGCCGCUGCUGCCGGCGAUUGGCGCAAAGCCGUGGUCGACCUUCCUUUCGCCGACCCCAACGCUGAGAACCUGGUCGCCCGUGUCUCUUCCAAGAAGCCUCAGCUCUACACGCCUGCCAACACCGCUUCCGGCGAGUCGCUCGGCAAAUACGAGGCUCCCCUCGUCCACCCUUCCGGCCGUCCCAUCCGCGUCCUCGCCCUUGACGUCGGUAUGAAGUACAACCAGAUCCGAUGCUUCACCUCGCGUGGUGUCGAGCUCAAGGUUGUCCCUUGGGACUACGACUUCCUCGCCGAGGCCGAGUCCUUCGACGGUCUCUUCAUCUCCAACGGUCCCGGUGACCCCGUCUCGUGCGGCCCCACCAUCGCUCGCAUCCGUGAACUUCUCAAGCUCAAGGGUGCCAACAUGAUCCCGAUCUUCGGUAUCUGUCUCGGCCACCAGCUCCUCGCCCUCGCUGCCGGUGCCCAGACCGAGAAGCUCAAGUUUGGUAACCGUGGUCACAACAUCCCCUGUACCGACCAGAUCAGCGGUCGAUGCUACAUCACCUCCCAGAACCACGGCUACGCUGUCAACGCCGACACGCUCCCUGCCGGAUGGAAGCCGCUCUUUGCCAACGCCAACGACGACACGAACGAGGGUAUCUACUGCACCGAAGGCCCCUUCUUCAGUGUCCAGUUCCACCCCGAGAGCACGCCCGGUCCUCGCGACACCGAGUUCCUGUUCGAUGUCUUCAUUCGCAGUGUCGUUGACUGCGCUGCCGUCAAGGCGGCCCCUGGCGUUACUCCAGCCACCAUCCUGCCCCCUGUUGCCUUCACCGGUGGUCUGCUUGCCGACAACGCUGCUGCCGUUCCCCGUGUCCACGUGCGCAAGGUGCUCGUGCUCGGCUCCGGCGGUCUCAGUAUCGGUCAGGCCGGUGAAUUCGACUACUCGGGCUCGCAGGCUAUCAAGGCGCUCAAGGAGGAAGGCAUCUACACCGUCCUCAUCAACCCCAACAUUGCUACCAUCCAGACCUCAUCUGGUCUCGCCGACAAGGUCUACUUCCUUCCCGUCACCCCAGAGUUCGUGCUCAAGGUCAUCGAGCACGAGCGACCCGACGGUAUCUACUGCACCUUCGGCGGUCAGACCGCGCUCAACGUCGGUAUCAAGAUCAAGGACGAGCUGCCCAAGUUGGGCGUCAGGGUCCUUGGUACUCCCAUCGAGACCAUCAUCACCACAGAAGACCGUGACCUCUUCGCGAGGGCCAUGGAGGAGAUCGGAGAGAAGUGCGCUCCUUCCGCGGCAGCCAACAACUGGGACGAGGCCCUGGCCGCUGCUCAGUCCAUCGGUUUCCCCGUUAUCGUGCGUGCUGCUUUCGCUCUCGGUGGUCUUGGUUCGGGUUUCGCCAACAACGUCGACGAGCUUCGCAAGCUCUGCUCCGCUGCCUUUGCCAACUCCCCACAAGUCCUGGUCGAAAAGUCGAUGAAGGGCUGGAAGGAGGUCGAGUACGAGGUCGUUCGUGAUUGCCGAAACAACUGCAUCACCGUCUGCAACAUGGAGAACUUUGACCCUCUGGGUGUCCACACGGGUGACUCGAUCGUCAUUGCUCCCUCGCAGACGCUCAGCGACGACGACUACAACAUGCUCCGAACUACCGCCGUCAACGUCAUUCGUCACCUCGGUGUCGUCGGUGAAUGCAACAUUCAGUACGCUCUCAACCCUCACAAGCGCGAAUACUGCAUCAUCGAGGUCAACGCUCGUCUGUCGCGAUCCUCGGCGCUCGCGUCCAAGGCCACCGGAUACCCGCUCGCCUUCAUCGCUGCCAAGCUGGGUCUCAACAUCCCCCUCAACGAGAUCCGCAACAGUGUGACGCGCGAGACCAGCGCCUGCUUCGAGCCUUCGCUCGACUACGUCGUGGUCAAGUUCCCUCGAUGGGAUCUGCGCAAAUUUGUCCGCGUCAGCAGCAAGCUUGGCUCUUCGAUGAAGAGUGUCGGUGAAGUCAUGAGCAUCGGCCGAACCUUCGAAGAAUCGAUCCAGAAGGCGAUUCGAUCCAUCGACUAUGCUCACGAUGGAUUCAGCCAGAACGAUGUUGUGCCGGACGAGGACAUUGACGAGGAGCUCAUCAACCCCACCGACAAGCGCAUGUUUGCCAUCGCCAAUGCCAUGGCCAAGGGCUACACGGUGGACCAAAUUCAUCAGAUGAGCAACAUCGAUCGAUGGUUCCUCAGCAAGCUCAUGCGCAUUAUGAACGCGCACAAGGUGUUUGCCACCCACAACGCUGCCAGCUUCCCGCCUUCCAUGCUUCGUCAGGCCAAGCAGCUCGGUUUCUCGGACAAGCAAUUGGCCAAGGCGCUCAACUCGACCGAGCUGGCCGUCCGCAGGAUGCGUCAGGAGCAUGCCAUCAUGCCCUUCGUCAAGCAGAUCGACACGGUCGCCGCCGAGUUCCCGGCGUACACCAACUACCUCUACACCACUUACAACGCUGUCGAGCACGACGUCAACUUCAGCGACAAGGGUGUCAUGGUACUGGGCUCCGGUGUCUACCGCAUCGGUUCGUCCGUCGAAUUCGACUGGUGUGCUGUACGAGCCAUCCGAACCCUCCGACAGCGCGGCUUCAAGACGAUCAUGGUUAACUACAACCCCGAGACCGUCUCGACCGACUACGACGAGGCCGACCGUCUCUACUUUGAGAACAUCUCGCUCGAGACGGUGCUCGACAUCUACGACACGGAGCAGUCCUCGGGUGUCAUCAUGUCGAUGGGUGGUCAGACCCCCAACAACAUUGCGCUGCCGCUCCACCGUCAGAACGUCAAGAUCCUCGGCACCUCGCCCGAGAUGAUCGACAUGGCCGAAAACCGAUACAAGUUCUCGCGCAUGCUCGACAAGAUCGGCGUCGACCAGCCCAUGUGGAAGGAGCUCACCAGCUUCGAGGAGGCUCAGUCCGCCUGUGCCCGUUUCGGCUACCCUGUCCUGGUGCGUCCCUCUUACGUUCUCAGUGGUGCCGCCAUGAACGUGGUCUACUCGCCCGAGGACCUCAACAGCUACCUGUCGCAGGCCGCCGCCAUCAACCGCGAACACCCUGUCGUCAUCACCAAGUACCUCGAGGGUGCCAAGGAGAUCGAGAUGGACGCUGUCGCCAAGGAUGGCAAGAUGAUGAUGCACUACAUCUCGGAGCACGUCGAGAACGCCGGUGUUCACUCGGGUGAUGCUACCCUGAUCCUGCCUCCUCAGGACCUGGACCCGGAGACUGUUCGUCGCAUCGAGGUCGCCACGGCCAAGAUUGGUGCUUCGCUCCACAUCACUGGUCCUUUCAACAUUCAGUUCAUCGCCAAAGACAACGACAUCAAGGUCAUCGAGUGCAAUGUCCGAGCUUCGCGAUCCUUCCCCUUCGUCAGCAAGGUCACCGGUGUCGAUGCCAUCCAGAUGGCCACCGACUUGAUGCUCGACCUGCCCGUCGAGCCGUACCCCACCGUGGACUUGCCCCGCGACUACGUCGGUGUCAAGGUGCCUCAAUUUAGUUUCAGCCGUCUUGCUGGUGCUGACCCCAUCCUCGGUGUCGAGAUGGCCUCGACCGGUGAGGUGGCCUGUUUCGGUCGCAACAAGUACGAGGCCUACCUCAAGGCUAUGAUUGCUUCCGGCAUCCGUCUUCCUACCAAGAACGUCUUGCUCAGUAUCGGAUCCUACAGCGAGAAGCAGGAGCUGCUGUCCUCUGUCCGCACCCUGCACCAGCUAGGCUUCACCCUGUACGGUUCUUCCGGCUCGGCCGACUUCUACUCGGAGCAGGGCAUCCCCGUCAUCCACCUCGAGGCGCUUCCCGAGGACGACGAGUCCACGUUCGAGGACCCCGCCAAGGCAUCGUACUCGCUGCUGACGCACUUGACCCAGGGUCUGUCGUCGCUCUUCAUCUCGCUGCCAAGCAAGAACAAAUACCGACGACCCGUGUCGUUCACCUCGAUGGGCUACCGUGCCCGUCGAUUGGCGAUCGACCGCUCCAUCCCGCUCAUCACCAACGUCAAGAACGCCAAGCUGUUCGUCGAGGCUCUUGCUCGUCACCGCAAAGCCGGCUCGAGCUUCGACAUUUCGCCUGUCGACUUCAAGACAAGCCACACUGCCUUCACUCUGCCUGGUCUCAUCAACGUCAACGCCUUCGUGCCCAGCAUCGCUGAUGGCAAGGUGAGCGCGGACGAGCUUGCUGCCAUUACCCGCGCUUCGAUUGCUGGUGGUUUCACCAUCGUCCAGGUGAUGCCCGCUGGUGUUUCGUCGAGCGUCGUCGAUGCCGCAUCGCUCGCCGCUGCCGAGUCCAAGAUCGCUGGUGGUGCUCACUGCGACGUCUCGCUCGGUGUUUCUGCUACUGCCGACAACCACGAGUCGAUUGACCAGCUUGCCGACAGUGCUCGCUCGCUCCUCAUCUCGUUCAACGGCCUGGGUUCCAACGUGAGCAAGGCUGCGACCAUCGCCUCUCACUUUGCUUCGUGGCCUGCGGACCGACCCAUCGUCACUGACGCUCGCAACACCGACCUCGCCUCGGUGCUCUUGCUGGCUAGCCUGAACAACCGCUCGAUCCACGUCACCAACGUGCUUUCGCGCGACGACAUCCAGCUCAUCGCCCUGGGUAAGGCCAAGGGUCUGCAGGUGACGUGCGAUGUCGCUGUCUACGCGCUCUUCUUCACCACCGAGAUGUACCCGCAGGCCACGUGCCUGCCCUCGGCUGCUGACCAGAAGGUGCUGUGGGAGCACCUCGAUGACAUUGACAUGUUCUCGAUUGGCAGCACUCCAUACCAGCUCGCCAAGGAGAUCGGCGAGGUGCCCGCUCCUCAGUCAGGUAUUGAGGAGACCCUCUUGCUGCUCCUCGACGCCGUCAACGAGCACCGACUGACCCUGGACGACAUUCUGUUGAGGCUGUACACCAAGCCCAAGGAGAUCUUUGGCGUUCAGGCUCAAGCCAACACACAGGUCGAGAUCGAGAUUGACCGACCGACCGCCUUUGUUCGCCGCGACUACUGGUCGCCGCUCGAGUCGCGCGCUACGGUGGGCUCGAUCAACCGUGUCACGCUCAAGGGCAAGACCGUGUUCGUCGAUGGCGAGGUUCUCUCAGAUGUUUCGCUCGGCAGCAACGUCAGCAGCGUCGCCACCGUCGCCAAGCAGGCCAAGUCGUCGGGUCGACGCGUCUCGUUCUCUGCCGCCACCGCUGGUGCCGCUUCUGGCUCAGGCGUGACCGCGGCUCAGGACGCUCCCACUUCGCCAACGCCCCUGUCGCUCGGUCUCAAGUCCCCUGUUCUGGGAUCCACGGAGCCAGGCCAGCCUCGCAGCGGCAGCUUGAUGGCUGCUUUCGCCAACGAGUCGACAGCCCUGACGGUGGCACCUGCUCCCUCGAUCCGCUCGGUGCUCUACCACCCCACCUUUGCACGACGACACAUUCUGUCGGUCAAGAGCUUCACGCGUGAAGACCUGCAUGCCCUCUUCUCGGUGGCCACCGAGAUGCGCGUCAUGGUCGAGCGACAGGGCUCGGUCGAUGUGCUGCGCGGCCGCGUGCUCGCGACGCUCUUCUACGAGGAGUCGACGCGAACGUCGUGCUCCUUCGAGGCAGCCAUGCUGCGACUGGGCGGUCAAGUUGUCAAAGUGCAGCCCGAAAAGUCGUCGGUGCAGAAGGGCGAGUCGAUCCCGGACACGAUCCGCACGCUCGGUUGCUAUGCCGACGCUGUGGUGAUGCGCCACCCUGCCGCUGGCAGCGUCCACCUGGCUGCCAAGCACUCUCCCGUUCCCGUCAUCUCGGGCGGCGAGUCGUCGAUCGAGCACCCGACUCAGGCGCUGCUCGACACGUUCGCCAUCCGAGAAGAGAUGGGCACGGUCGCCGGUCUCACCAUCACCAUGGUGGGUGACCUCAAGUACGGUCGCACCGUGCACAGUCUCGUGCAGCUGCUGUGCCUGUACGGUGUCACGGUCAACUACGUCAGCCCUGAAUCGCUCAAGAUGCCCGAAGACGUCAAGCAAGCGGUUGCUCGCAAGGGCAUCAAGCAGUACGAGUCGACGGUGCUCACGGACGACAUUCUGGCGCGCACCGACGUGCUGUACGUGACGCGUGUGCAGAAGGAGCGCUUCCCGGACUUGGCUUCGUACGAGGCGGUCAAGGACAGCUACGUGGUGGACAACGCCACGCUGGCCAAGUGCAAGUCGAGCACGAUCGUCCUGCACCCAUUGCCCAAGAAUAACGAGCUGGCCGACGAUCUGGAGUACGACCCUCGCGCGGCUUGGUGGCGACAGGUCAAGUACGGUCUGUACCUGCGCAUGGCUCUGCUUGCCAUGGUGCUGCACCACCGUGCAUAG
Kalmanozyma brasiliensis GHG001 is the source of this 6867-nucleotide messenger RNA. RefSeq names its product Aspartate/ornithine carbamoyltransferase, Asp/Orn-binding domain protein. The record is from RefSeq and is a predicted model, not a curated record. Gene Ontology annotation, molecular function: amino acid binding; dihydroorotase activity; aspartate carbamoyltransferase activity. Gene Ontology annotation, cellular component: cytosol; cytoplasm. The transcript has 2 exons. The coding region runs from base 1 to 6867 and encodes 2288 amino acids. NCBI's taxonomy places the organism in Eukaryota, Fungi, Basidiomycota, Ustilaginomycetes, Ustilaginales. Gene Ontology annotation, biological process: UTP biosynthetic process; L-citrulline biosynthetic process; L-glutamine metabolic process.